UCUACUGUACAUCUGCACGAUGGACGGAGUCAGCGAGUUAGCUAUUCUUAUCCUGCAUUUUCUGUGUUUAACAUUUGUGAAUUGUACUGAUGAUAUUUUGGUUGCCUGCGGAGGGUUCGUCAAGUCAGAUGUGGACAUUAAUUACUCUCUCAUCGAGAUAAAGUUGUACACUAAACAGGGCUCACUGAAAUACCAGACUGACUGUGCUCCAAUCAAUGGUUACUUUAUGAUCCCACUCUAUGACAAGGGUGAUUUUGUUCUAAAGAUAGAACCACCUUCAGGAUGGAGCUUUGAUCCAACAACGGUUGACCUACAUGUGGAUGGAGUUACUGAUAUCUGCACUAAAGAACAAGACAUCAACUUCUUCUUUACAGGGUUUUCAGUCCUGGGAAGUGUCUUGAGUAAGGGGCAUUUGUUGGGCCCUGCAGGGAUUGAAGUUAGAUUGAGAAAAUCAGGAGAAGAUGAUGUUCAUCAGAGUGUCUUCACACAAGUUGGAGGCCAGUAUACCUUUACCAAGGUGCUUCCUGGAAGUUAUGACAUCACAGCCUCUCACACCUCGUGGACCAUGGAGCAGAGCUCAACCACAGUGGUUGUGACAAAUGAAAAUGCCCCCGCCGCAGCUCCUCUUGUGGUAAAAGGCUAUGAUGUCUCUGGGGAGGUGCAGAGUGAUGGCGAACCAAUGAGAGGAGUCAAUUUCCUUCUCUACUCUGCUAGCAUAACUCAAGCGGAUAUCAAUGGCUGCAGUAUUGUUCCUGUGGAUGGGGCUUUGUCUGGCGAGCCCUCCCUUGUGUAUUUGUGCAGUGUUCAGUCUCGUAAUGAUGGCACUUUCUCCUUUCCUUGCCUUCCCAGUGGGGAAUACACUGUGAUCCCAUACUACAGAGGCGAGAGGAUAACUUUUGAUGUUACUCCAUCUCGCAUGGAUUUCAAAGUAGAACACAACAGUUUAAUGUUGGAGCCAAUAUUCCGGGUCAUGGGAUUCUCAGUGAUGGGCAGAGUUCUGAAUAGCCCCAAUGGAGAGGGUGUUGCAGAUGCUGUAGUUACACUAAACAACCAAAUUAAAGUGGAAACUAAAGAAGAUGGUUCUUUCCGGUUGGAGAAUAUGACCACAGGCACCUAUACAAUCAACACACAGAAAGAGCUGAUGUUCUUUGAGCCAGUCACAGUGAAGAUUGCUCCCAGCACCCCUCAGCUGCCGGACAUCAUCACUGCAGGGUUUAGUGUGUGUGGGCACAUCUCAGUCACCCGUCUUCCUGAGGGCGUUAAGCAGCUUGGGCGCUACAAGGUUAUUCUGUCUGCCUUGAAACAGGAUCAGGGCUUUUUCCGGACCAUCGAAAGCGACAGUCAAGGAGCUUUCUGCUUCCAAGUUAAACCAGGGGAAUACAGCGUGCAGGUGACCCUCCCUGAAGCUGAAGUGAAGGCUGGGCUUGCUUUACAGCCACAUUCUCUCGAUAUCUCACUGGUGGAUCGUCCUAUCACUGACCUUCUCUUUACUCAGUUCAUCGCAUCUGUCACUGGCUUUGUUUCCUGUCUUGCCGCAUGUGGAGAUUUGACCGUCACCCUUCAGCCUGUCAGCAGACAGGGAGAGAGGCAGAACCUCCAGCUGUCUAGCAGCAUUGAAACCCUCAGCUUCACUUUCAGUAAUGUACUACCUGGCAAGUACAAAGUGGCUAUCACCCAGGAUGAGUGGUGCUGGAAACAUAAGUCAGUGGAGGUUGAUGUACUGGACUCAGACAUACAAGGAGUGGAGUUCAGACAAACCGGAUACUUGCUACGCUGCUCACUGUCCCAUGCCAUUACUCUGGAAUUUUUCCAAGAUGGAAGCACACCUGAAAAUGUUGGCAUUUACAAUCUGUCCAAAGGAGUAAAUCGCUUUUGUCUGUCCAAACCAGGUGUUUACAAAGUGACUCCACGGUCCUGUCACCAGUUUGAACAAGAUUACUACACCUACAACACGUCUGCCCCAAGCAUCUUAACCCUGACUGCGGUCAGGCACCACAUGACAGGACUCAUCACCACUGAUAAGAUGCUUGAUGUCACCGUCACCAUCAAAUCUUCCAUUGAGAGUGAGCCUGCCCUGGUUCUGGGACCCCUGCGAUCAAUUGAGGAGCAGCGACGGGAACAGCAGCUCCUGGACAUAGCCGCCCGUAGGAAAGAGAGGGAGGAAAGAGCAGAAAGAGGAGAGGAGCAGAACCCACCCAUGGAAGAGAAACCAGAGGUCCUCCAUGAGCCUUUUCACUAUGACUUCUCCUACUGGGCACGGGCUGGAGAGAAGAUCACAGUCACACCUUCAUCCAAAGAACUGCUGUUUUACCCUCCUGAAGUAGAGGCUACAAUCACUGGAGAGAACUGUCCGGGUCAAAUGGUGGAGAUUGCUGGCCGGGCAGGGCUGUUCCUCAAGGGGCAGGUGACGCCUACACUGGAGGGUGUGGAAAUCUCCAUUAAGGAGAGUGGGGCCACAACGCCGCUCAUUACAGUUCACACAGAUGCUAGCGGAACAUACAGUGUUGGACCCCUACAUAGUGACUCUCAGUAUGACGUCAGUGCCAGUAAAGAAGGCUUUGUCCUGACCCCUGUGGAGGGAAAGACAGGAGACUUCAAGGCAUUUGCCUUGGCAGGCGUCACGUUUGAGAUCAAGUCAGAUGAUGGUGUCUCUCUCUCUGGGGUUCUGCUCUCUCUUAGUGGGGCCAACUUCCGCUCAAACUUACUUACUCAGGACACAGGCCUCCUUACCUUCAACAACCUGAGUCCUGGCCAGUACUAUUUCAAGCCCAUGAUGAAGGAGUUUCGCUUUGAGCCCUCAGCACAGAUGAUCACCGUAGAAGAAGGACAGGUUCUUCAUAUUCCCAUCACUGGCUUCAAAACAGCAUACAGCUGCUAUGGGACGGUGCAGUCACUAGGUGGCAAUGCCGAGCAGGGUGUUGCCGUGGAGGCAUUGGGGCAGGGAGAGUGCAGCAUGUACAGUGAGGACACGGUGACUGACGAGGAGGGCCGCUUCAGACUCCGAGGCUUGCUGCCUGGGUGUGACUACAACAUUCAACUGAGAGGAGAAGGAAAUGACCACAUAGAGAGAGCACUGCCGCCACACAAAACCAUCAAGGUGGGCAACACUGAUGUUGACGGACUAAACAUCAUUGCCUUCAGACAGAUCAAUCAGUUUGAUCUGAGUGGCAAUGUCAUCACUUCUCCUGACCAUCUUCCUACUCUCUGGGUAAAGCUGUACAAGAGUGACAACCUUGACAAUCCCUUCCAGAGUGUGUCCCUCGGCCAGUCCCUGUUCUUUCACUUUGCCCCCCUGCCACGUGAUGGAGAGAGCUAUGUGUUGAUGCUGGACACAUCACUCUCUCGCUCCCAGUAUGACUUCAAACUUCCACAGGUUUCCUUCACGUCCUCUGGUUACCACAAACAUAUAACACUGACCUUUAACCCAAAGAGGAAAAUGCCAGAUCAAGAUGUUGCCCAGGGAUCCUACAUUGCCCUUCCUCUGACUCUACUGCUGCUUCUUGCUGUGUAUAAUCAUGAGCGGGUCAUGCCACUUCUUCUGCAGCUGGUCAGUCAGAUCCAGGGUGUUCGAGGCCUCGCUCAGACAAGCGGGGAUGGACUCGCUGUGGACGAAGCCAAGCGCCAGUCAAAGAGGCCAAAGAUGAGACGCACUUGAGAGCCCGGCGUGACCUAAUAUGAAGGCCAAGCCAACCACUGCAUUCACAUCUCUUAAAUCUCUCUGGUUUUCAGCCAAUUCGCAAGACCAUGUCUGAUUUGAGUCCUAAUAUAGAAAAAUCUCACAUGUGGACGACAUAAUUUUCUGGACAUCUUUGGUAUAAUAUGAGAUUUAUUUACUCUGGGUGUAGUUUACAUAGUGUUCUGGUGGCACAGAUUGGUAUCUUCUUAGCUUUCAGUCCCUGGCAUAUGUGAACGUGACUCAAGAGAUGUUGUGGGUUUGGUUAUUUAUGUUAGUGAGAGAUUGCUCAGGGAGGAUGGCUGAUGUAAGAGAGUGUAUGUGACUGGGUGACUGUGUGCAACUGUGCGUGAGUGGCUGGGUGUGUGUGCGUGAGUGGCUGGGUGUGUGUGCGUGAGUGGCUGGGUGCGUGUGCGUGAGUGGCUGGGUGCGUGAGUGGCUGGGUGCGGGAGUGAGUGACGUGGUGCGAGAGUGAGUGACGUGGUGCGAGAGUGAGUGACGUGGUGCGAGAGUGAGUGACGUGGUGCGAGAGUGAGUGACGUGGUGCGAGAGUGAGUGACGUGGUGCGAGAGUGAGUGACGUGGUGCAAGAGUGAGUGACGUGGUGCGAGAGUGACUGUGAGUGACUGGGUGCGUGUGUGUGACUGUGUGAGUGGCUUGGUGCGUGUGUGUGACUGUGUGAGUGGCUUGGUGCGUGUGUGUGACUGGGACUGCGUGUAUGUGUGUGGCUGGGUGCGUGUGUGUGACUGUGGGACUGCGUGUAUGUGUGAGUGGCUGGGUGCGUGUGUGUGUGUGACUGUGAGUGGCUGGGUGUGUGUGUGUGACUGUGAGUGGCUGGGUGUGUGUGUGUGACUGUGAGUGGCUGGGUGUGUGUGUGUGACUGUGAGUGGCUGGGUGUGUGUGUGUGACUGAGUGGCUGGGUGUGUGUGUGACUGUGAGUGGCUGGGUGCGUGUGUGACUGUGAGUGGCUGGGUGCGUGUGUGUGUGUGACUGUGAGUGGCUGGGUGCGUGUGUGUGACUGUGGGACUGCGUGUAUGUGUGUGUGUGGCUGGGUGCGUGUGUGUGGCUGGGUGCGUGUGUGUGACUGUGUGUGGCUGGGUGCGUGUGUGUGACUGGGACUGCGUGUAUGUGUGAGUGGCUGGGUGUGUGUGUGUGUGACUGUGAGUGGCUGGGUGCGUGUGUGACUGUGAGUGGCUGGGUGCGUGUGUGUGUGUGACUGUGAGUGGCUGGGUGCGUGUGUGUGACUGUGGGACUGCGUGUAUGUGUGUGUGUGGCUGGGUGCGUGUGUGUGACUGUGUGUGUGGCUGGGUGCGUGUGUGUGACUGUGUGUGUGGCUGGGUGCGUGUGUGUGACUGGGACUGCGUGUAUGUGUGAGUGGCUGGGUGUGUGUGUGUGUGACUGAGUGGCUGGGUGCGUGUGUGACUGUGAGUGGCUGGGUGCGUGUGUGUGUGUGACUGUGAGUGGCUGGGUGCGUGUGUGUGACUGUGGGACUGCGUGUAUGUGUGUGUGUGGCUGGGUGCGUGUGUGUGACUGUGUGUGUGGCUGGGUGCGUGUGUGUGACUGUGUGUGUGGCUGGGUGCGUGUGUGUGACUGGGACUGCGUGUAUGUGUGAGUGGCUGGGUGUGUGUGUGUGUGACUGUGUGAGUGGCUGGGUGCGUGUGUGUGACUGUGUGUGUGGCUGGGUGCGUGUGUGUGACUGUGUGUGUGGCUGGGUGCGUGUGUGUGACUGUGGGACUGCGUGUAUGUGUGAGUGGCUGGGUGCGUGUGUGUGUGACUGUGUGAGUGGCUGGGUGCGUGUGUGUGACUGUGUGAGUGGCUGGGUGCGUGUGAGUGACUGUGUGCGAGAGUGACAGUGUGUGUGACUGAGUGAUUGUGUGCGUGUGUGACUGGGUGCGUGUUUGUGUGUUAUCUUUGGGAUAGGGAGAAAUAAUGACCCAAGUAAUUGAUAAUUAAUUGAUUACAAUAGUGUCCUGAAUGAGUAGGUUAUUUAUUAACAAUUUUCUCAAAUAUAAUUACUAGAUUUUAUUAAUCACCCACUCCCAUUCAGUUGCCAGUUCCUUUUUUAAUCACAAAACAUGUACUAGAAUUAAGUUGUAAUUUACAAACUUUUCCCCUCAAAUUUUUAUUAAAAAAAUCAGUGAUGUUUUUUGUUUCCUUUAUAUGUUAAAAUGUCACAAGACAUAACCAAAAGCUAAUUUUUGACAAUUCCUUCAGAUUGACCUGCGGUUUGAUGGGUUCAGUACAUAUUCAUUCCUUUGAAUUAAAAAUGAUCAUCAUGUGAUAAUGUGUAUGGAUACCAGAAAGAACAAUGAAAAUAAAGCGUUUUUGAAUUUA
This is a messenger RNA of Myxocyprinus asiaticus (Chinese sucker), 6006 nucleotides long. RefSeq names its product nodal modulator 1-like. Gene Ontology annotation, cellular component: endoplasmic reticulum membrane. The transcript is spliced from 31 exons. The record is from RefSeq and is a predicted model, not a curated record. Bases 20 to 3655 code for a protein of 1211 amino acids. Gene Ontology annotation, molecular function: carbohydrate binding. NCBI's taxonomy places the organism in Eukaryota, Metazoa, Chordata, Actinopteri, Cypriniformes, Catostomidae.